Messenger RNA from Nematolebias whitei (Rio pearlfish), 5689 nucleotides. RefSeq names its product BCL6 corepressor (gene bcor). Gene Ontology annotation, cellular component: nucleus. Lineage: Eukaryota; Metazoa; Chordata; Actinopteri; Cyprinodontiformes; Rivulidae. The transcript has 12 exons. Gene Ontology annotation, molecular function: protein binding; transcription corepressor activity. The coding region runs from base 49 to 5379 and encodes 1776 amino acids. Gene Ontology annotation, biological process: negative regulation of transcription by RNA polymerase II. The record is from RefSeq and is a predicted model, not a curated record.
GCACAGAUCAACCUGGAACUAAGACAAGGAAACCCCGUCACACAAACCAUGGUGGAUGCAAGGUUGACGCCCCUGGCAGCAGUGGGGCUGGACCGGAGCACUCUGAUUCAUGACAGUUUCCGUCUCCACGGUGGGGUUGUUUAUCCAGGAAUUAGAGCACUGCCAACGGAGAAAACCCGAGAUACCCCCACCCUCCCGCUCUCUUAUAACAGGGAUGUUCUUCCAGAACUCAUUUACAAGCCGGAUUCCUUGCUAGAUAGUCGCAAGACUGCAAAUGGGUACCUGGGCCUUUACAAGGGUACCCAUCCGAGCCUUCACAAGCCUGUGCUGGUUCCUGGAGCUGAGGGUCUUGGCAUUGAACGCAGAGUAGGACCUGGAGAAAAGGCCUCAGAGUUUGGUUUGGCUGGUGCUGGUGGCAGCUACCUCCGCAUGCCAUGGCUCAGCCCCUACCCUGAAGCAAGCAUGUUUCCCUUUAUGGACACGUCCAAAUACGCAGCUCUAAACAUGUACAAAGCCUCACUGCUCAGCCAGCCUAGCCCCUAUCUCCCCCAACACCUGCCCUACCCAUCUUUGUGUGCAGCCCAGGGACCCAAUGUUACCUCUGCUGCAGCUGUUUCUGCUGCUGAGAGGCUCUAUUAUAUGCCUCCAUAUCCUCCCCCACCAAUUUCUUCUUCCCUGGUGGCCCCUCCCAUGAGGAUUCCUGCAGUCACGGUGGCCCCUACAUCGCUGGUACACUGCCAAGACAAAGGGCUUGGUGUUGCAUCUCCCUUUGCACAGCAGCUUCAUCAAGCCUCUCCUCAUCCUCAGCACCAUCAGGCAGCUAUAGAUCGAGAGCGGUCUCCAAGCAGGAGCAGCAGACCAAGCAGACCUCCCUCUAGGAAGGGCACAAGCAACAACAAUAACACCAGUAGUACCAGCACUAGUGGCACCAGUGUUGAGAAUAAUAACAGUCUGCCUGCUGAUUCUUCUCAUGUGACUGCUCGCCUCCCCCCGCCUCCGCCUGCUCGCACUGAUAAAGCACUGGAUUUACAAAGGCCAGUUGCCAGGAUAGGGCAACCAUCCACCUCCUCCGUGUCUUCUGCGUCUGUAUCAUCUUCCUCUACGCCAUCCGUUUCUCAUUCUUUUUCAGUCAGCAGCAUGGCGUCGGAACAGCCCUCCCCUGCUCGGCCCAGCCCCCACAAGUCCAGACAGAGAAAUGCAUCCUCAGAGCACAGAGCUGCAGGGGAAAAAGUACGCAGCAGGUCUCCUUCCAAAGUUAAUUUUGAGAGGCCUGCUCACCAACCCCAGGCAACCAAAGACUCGGCAGAGAAGCCCCUGGAUCUGUCUGGAAGAAUGGACUUUGGGCUUCCUGCCAAUGGAUUUCCUGUUAAGAUCGACACAAUGACAUCUGGGCCACGUUAUGGACUUCCCCCCAGCCGAGAGCUUCUGAAAGAAAACAUGUCUCUGUCUCCCUCUUCUCAUCCUCAUUCUGUAGUCAGCAGCACUUCUUCAAAGGUCUCUGAGAGACCAGAAAUGAUAAGCACUUUACACUCGUCCUGGAUUGUACCAAGUCCGUCUCCCUCACACACACAGCACGCACCAGGCUUGCCCCCCUCUCCAAGAUCUAACACAGACCUGGGCAUUUCACAAGCCAAAGGUUCCUCACCCUCAGUCAUCAAAAACAAGAGCUUGGAGAGGGUUCUCCCUCAACAACGAAGCUCCUCUUGUCCAAGGAUUGGAGAUCCUAGUCAAAACGUUCCCUCUUCUCAACCAUCUGGUUCUUCUCUGAUGAGCCCCAGGGCUUUUUCUCCCAAACCUAGUGGGGAGUGGAAUAAACACAGCCCCAGCCAGUCAGAGCAUCACAGAGAGGCAACAGAGAAGUCCUCCCAGGUCGGUAAAAGAGGUGAACCAGCUCCAGAUGUGUCGUCAUACAAGAGGCCGUGUUUGGAGAAUGGACAUCCUACUGCCCACAUUUAUCUUCCUCAAAGUGAAGCUUAUCUGAACCACAGCUUGGCUUAUGCCAAUAGAUAUCUGCAGUACCCCAUCCCUGACAGCAUGGCUGUACACUCUGUGCCCAUUACAGGGAAAGGCUCGGUCUACCCUCCCUCAGUACUGCUGGGCAACAACAGUCUUUACCCAACACACUUGGCAGCAAAACACCCUUUACCCUAUCACAACCUCCCCACUGGUUCAGGAGAAUACCUCUCUUAUAACUCACAAGAGAUGGCCCAUCCACUGAUGCAGACGCACCCUGACAGCAAGCUGCCAGAAAGGGCAGAUGCAUCACUGAAACCCCGAGGACAGGAGAAGUCACGGGGGGCUGUCGAAGAAUAUGGGAGCCACAGAGAUAACAAUACUGGGAAAGAGACAGGUGAAGGCAACCAAAUGAAGCACGACAAGGAUGGACAGGGUGGCAAUCAAAGCAAAAACUUCUCUUUGUCUGCAGCAUCCAGAGAAAAGAUCAUCUGCAUUGACCUUGUACACUCAGACACGGAUAUUGAGUCUACCCCACCGGUCCACAAGCAGCCUUCUGUCGAGGGUAGCAACAAGGUUAACCAAAAUGAAUGUCACACUAACCAAAAUCUGACAAAGACUGACUGUGAACCAAAAAAACAACCGUAUCCAAGCCACUCUGAACAGAACCCUAUUCUAAAACCUGUCGAUGGACAGCAACAAGCUCCUUUUGAAAAAGCGAGGGUUCUCCAGGACCUAACUUAUUCUGCAGUGACAACUAGCACAUCCCAGACCUCUCCAGAGGAGGUCUUUGAAGCAGAGGAAAGCUCAGACGAGCACAGCCUCAGCCCAGACCCUGCAGAUCAAGACCAGAGCACCUUGCGUUGUGCUCGCACCUCAGGGGAGCGCAGCUCUGGUAAGGACAGAAGAGACCAAGAUGGCGGCGCGCCUCAACUUGCGCAGCACAACGCUAGAGUCCUGAAGGAGUUGGACCACGGUGAAAGGGAGACUGACAAAGAGGACAGUAUUGUUGAUUUAGGGGAGUCCCACGGAGAGGGGGAUGAGGAGGAAGAAGAGGGUGGCCACGCAUCAUCUAAAAACUCUCGUAGAUCCAGUUUGGCUAAAAGGAUUGCUAACUCCUCAGGCUACGUUGGCGACCGUUUUAAAUGUGUCACCACAGAGCUGUACGCUGACUCCAGCAAGCUGAGCCGCGAGCAGAGAGCUUUGCAGCGGGCGAUGAUGCGGUUCUCGGAGCUGGAGCUGAAGGAGAAGGAGGGCGGCGGCGGGGUGUGCGUCUCUGCCUCGGCAGCAGGACGGGAGCUGGCAGACAGCCAGCGCAGAGAGCGCACGCUGGAGCACUGCCAGCACGCCACUAGGCAGGCAGAGAGCGAGGGUGUCCAUCCAGCAUACACAAACAACAGAGUUCCAGUUCUCCAGAGGUGUGGGGCCCAGAGGGAGCCAUUGUCCCCAGCUCACGGGGCCCAAGAUGGAGCCAGGAAGGCGAUGAGAGACUCUGAGGACGGUCUUUGUAUGCCACCCACUCUAACGCUGUCAAAAGGAUUCCUGGAGGAAAAGGUCAGCCCCGGCUUCGGACCCACCAGGAAGCGCCCGCUCAUCGUCAAGGCGGAGCACGAAGACGCACAGGACGGAGAACGGGUGUCCCACGCUGAGAAGAGAGCCAAGCUUUCCACGGAUGAGCAUGAGCAGGUCAACCCUGACGAAGAUGAUGAUGACGAGGUGCGGAAACUCAAGGUCUGCAUCGAGCUCAAGGGGCUUCGACUCAGCAAGCCAGCUGCAGGUGCUGCUGCGUCACCCGAUGGCUUCCAGGUCAAACAGGAACAGGCCUGGUCCCAGCCCCGACUGCUGAGCCAGGCACUCGGCCAGCGGGAACGAAAGAUGAGACUGACUGAAGCGGAGGACAGGGCCGCAGCGCACAGACACGACAUCAACAGGAAAUGGGGCUGCGAGAAGCUACCUAAUGGAGUAGCUGCCCUUCCCCCCGGCCAGCUGAAGGACAGAGAGCACCAGCCAAACCCCUUCUCAGGUGACCGUGGCCUCAAGGAGCCCAGGAGGGGCCCCCAUUUUCCGGCCCCAGAGCUGUGCGUGGGAGGCACCCCUCCCCUCAAGCUCCGUCGCCAUAGUGACACGGACAAACCCAAGGGCAAGCGGCCGUGCAAGACCAAACACACCAGCCAGAGAGAGAGAGAGCGGGAGAAGAGGAAGGAGGCCACUCCUUACAGCCCGAGCCAGAGCGCCGCGGCUGAUCUGGGAUCAGCCGAGGACGACAAGCUGACUGAGCAGCGCAGCGCUCCGAGGAAGAGAGACGCCUCUCCUAAUCAUUAUCCCAGCUCUCCGCUCAAGCCCUGCUCCCCCACCGCUGCGCUCUGUCCGCCCUCCCUGCAGCCCCAGGCGAACAGCAGAGCUCCACCAGAGGCGGCGGGGCUUCACAGGAGCCCCCCUCCACCGGACCCCUCGCCCGUGCGUCCCAUCCCGCCGGAGGCCAGGAGGCUGAUUGUAAACAAGAACGCCGGGGAGACCCUGCUGCAGAGAGCGGCGCGGCUCGGCUACGAGGAGGUGGUGCUGUACUGUCUGGAGAACAGAGUCUGCGAGGUGAAUCACAGGGACUAUGCGGGCUACUGCGCUCUGCAUGAGGCGUGCGCCCGCGGCUGGCUCAAUAUAGUCCAGCACCUGCUGGAUUAUGGGGCUGACAUCAACUGCAGCGCGCAGGACGGGACCAGACCCAUCCACGACGCUGUGGAGAACGAUCACCUGGAUGUGGUGCGGGUCCUGCUAUCCUACGGAGCUGACCCCACCCUGGCCACGUACUCUGGCCGGGGUCUCCUGAAAAUGACCCACAGUGACAGCAUGGAGCGCUUCCUCACCGAUUAUUUUGCUGACCUUCAGGGCCGCUCAGAUGACGACCCGGGGCUUUAUUGGGAGUUCUACGGCAGCGCUGUGUGUGAGUCUAGUCAAGAGGGUGGGGUUUACGACGUCCUCGCAGACCCUCCAGGCCCAGAUGAUGAGGAAGAGGAUGAUAAACGGGAGGUGUUUGAGUUCGAGUUCUCCGAUCGACCUCUGCUGCCUUGCUACAACAUCCAGGUGUCCCUGUCUCAGGGACCAAGAAACUGGCUGCUGCUGUCCGAUGUGCUCCGGCGGUUGCGAAUGUCCGCCCGUGCGUUCCGACAGACCUUCCCCCACAUGGAGGUGGUGACGGUGGCCGAGGCGGAGUUUUACCGCCAGGCGUCUCUAUCGCAGCUGUUCUCUUGCCCAGAGGAGCUGGAGGGCUUCCACCCAGACAGCAAGGAGCUGCUGGACCUGGUGGAGGACAGUACCGAGCUGGCCGCCCUGCUGGGCUCAACACUGGAGUGUCUGGACGACUGCUGGGACCACCCAGGGGACAAACUUAAGGAAAAAAUCAAGGCAGUUGCCAAGUUGGGCUCCUUCUGACGCUUUGACUGAACUUUGACCUUGUUCUCUUUCCAAAAUGGAGUUUGCUUUAGAACCAAUGAGAGGUUACAACAAUAUGCCUUAGCCUGACCUGGACCAGCACCGGUCCACUGUACUGAUGAACUGACCUACUGCCUGACUGGGCUGCUGAAUCAUUUCCCUCCAUUAACUAAGGAUCAACGUUUGUGACACAAGAGACUCAUUAAUGGUCUUAUUUUUAUAAAUUAAUAUAUGUAAAAAUAAAUAUAUACAGUAUAUAUAAUAUGUUUUUUUGAGCUGUUGCUUUGACUCCUCUGUAAGAUUUUGUAUA